Messenger RNA from Cyclopterus lumpus (lumpfish), 1607 nucleotides. RefSeq names its product NADH:ubiquinone oxidoreductase core subunit S2 (gene ndufs2). The record is from RefSeq and is a predicted model, not a curated record. NCBI's taxonomy places the organism in Eukaryota, Metazoa, Chordata, Actinopteri, Perciformes, Cyclopteridae. The coding region runs from base 43 to 1443 and encodes 466 amino acids. Gene Ontology annotation, biological process: mitochondrial electron transport, NADH to ubiquinone. The transcript has 14 exons. Gene Ontology annotation, molecular function: quinone binding; NAD binding; NADH dehydrogenase (ubiquinone) activity.
CACCUCUCUACGUCAUAAGCCAGAGGUUGUCCAGCAGCCAAGAUGGCGGCCACGAUGCUGAGGUCGCUUACCAAACUAGGACGUCCUUCAACAACAUUUAUAUUAAAUAAUAAUUUGCUGAGCCCCAGCUGCUCUGUCGUGCAAAACAGGCAGAAACAAUGGCAGCCAGAUGUGGAGUGGACGGAGCAGUUUGCUGGAGCAGUGAUGUACCCCACUGCCAUUAAUGAGAAGUGGACCCCACCCCCCUGGAAUGACAAAGAUCCUCCUUCGCAUAAGGGGGUGGCCAUCACAACCCUCAACUUUGGUCCCCAGCAUCCUGCUGCUCACGGGGUGCUGCGUCUAGUCAUGGAUCUCAGUGGAGAGUCCGUCAAGAAAUGUGAUCCCCACAUCGGCCUGCUUCACCGUGGCACAGAGAAGCUCAUAGAGUACAAGACCUACUUGCAGGCUCUGCCCUACUUUGACCGUCUGGACUAUGUAUCCAUGAUGUGUAAUGAGGAGGCCUACUCUCUGGCUGUGGAGAAGCUGCUCAACAUCCAAGCUCCGCCCCGUGCUGAGUGGAUCAGAGUUCUGUUCGGAGAGUUGACUCGCAUCCUCAACCACAUCAUGGCCAUCACCACGCACGCCCUUGACAUUGGUGCCAUGACCCCCUUUUUCUGGUUGUUUGAGGAGAGAGAGAAGAUGUUUGAGUUUUAUGAGCGAGUGUCCGGAGCCAGGAUGCACGCUGCAUACAUCAGACCCGGUGGUGUGCAUCAGGAUCUGCCCCUUGGCCUGAUGGACGACAUCUAUGAGUGGUGCAAGAAUUUCUCCAUUAGAAUUGAUGAAGUAGAAGAGAUGUUGACCAACAAUCGUAUCUGGAAGAAUCGUACUGUGGACAUCGGGGUGGUUACCGCUGAAGAUGCCCUCAACUAUGGCUUCAGCGGCGUGAUGCUGCGAGGGUCAGGCAUCAAGUGGGACCUGAGGAAGUCUCAGCCUUAUGACAAGUAUGACCAAGUGGAGUUUGACGUCCCCGUUGGAAGCAAAGGAGACUGCUACGACAGGUAUCUGUGCAGAGUGGAAGAGAUGAGGCAGUCCCUGAGGAUCAUGCAGCAGGCGCUCAACAAGAUGCCUGAAGGAGAGAUUAAGGUGGACGAUGCCAAGGUCGCCCCACCCAAGAGGUCUGAGAUGAAGACAUCCAUGGAGUCUCUUAUCCACCACUUUAAACUGUACACGGAGGGCUACCAGGUCCCCCCAGGGGUCACAUACACAGCUGUGGAGGCACCUAAGGGAGAGUUUGGUGUUUAUAUGGUGUCGGACGGCUCCAGCAGACCCUAUCGCUGCAAGAUCAAAGCUCCUGGAUUCGCUCAUUUGGCUGGUCUGGAUAAAAUGUCCACAGGACACAUGCUGGCUGAUGUCGUGGCCAUUAUUGGUACACAGGACAUCGUGUUUGGAGAAAUUGACCGUUAAACCGCCUCCACCAACGCGUUGGUUCUGAGGAGGAGAGUUCAUCCUCUCCUUCACACAUCGGUUUGUCAGGUUCUCUUCCUGUUCACUUUUUGACUGAUGACUCUACUUAAAAUCAGUGAUGUACAAUGCCCAAAUAAUCCUAAUAAAUAUUUUAUGACCCAAUA